Condylostylus longicornis is the source of this 2549-nucleotide messenger RNA. RefSeq names its product probable peroxisomal acyl-coenzyme A oxidase 1. The transcript has 9 exons. Gene Ontology annotation, biological process: lipid homeostasis; fatty acid beta-oxidation using acyl-CoA oxidase. Gene Ontology annotation, molecular function: acyl-CoA oxidase activity; FAD binding; fatty acid binding. Gene Ontology annotation, cellular component: peroxisome. Lineage: Eukaryota; Metazoa; Arthropoda; Insecta; Diptera; Dolichopodidae. The record is from RefSeq and is a predicted model, not a curated record. The coding region runs from base 299 to 2323 and encodes 674 amino acids.
ACUGAAAAAAAAAAUUAAUAUUAAUAUUUAUUAAUAAUUUCUUUUUAAUGUUAUUUUAUUCGUAAAAAUAAAAAUAAUAUCAUAUACGCAUACAUGAUAAUAAUAUCAUUUUAUAAGCUAAACUAUAGUUAACAAUUAAAUUUUUUGUAAAUUGCCAAGAAAGUCUUGUUUACAAUUUCAGUUUGUAAUCACUGAUCCUUCUCAAUACACAAAAUAUUAUUUUCACCAAUUCAACUUAAAUUACCUGCUUAUAAAUUUGAAAAAUAAAAAAAAUUCAAUAAAUAGUUAAAAAGAAAUUAUGGAAAACCUAAAAAUAAAUCCUGAUUUGGAAAUUGAAAGAAAACAAUGUUCAUUCAACAUAGAAGAAAUGGCAAUAUGGUGGAAUGGUGGAAAAGAAAAAUUAAAUGAUAAGCGAUUAAGAGAUUCACAUUUUUUCAGUGAUCCAGAUUUGGUAAACACUAUUCCAUCUUCAUAUCUUUCUCACAAAGAUGUAUAUGAAAAUAGUGUUGAAAAAGUUACUAAAAUAGUAAAAAAAUUGCAGCAACUUUCUUUUAAUAAAGACAACCCCGAAAUGACGUGGGAUUUAAUUUUUACUUUCCGUUCAAUGUUUGGUUCGCUUAUUGGAUCUUCCUUGUUACCAGAUCAUAAUCCUUUAGGAUUACAUUAUAGUAUGUUCGUACCAACGAUCUUUGGGCAAGCUACAGAAGAACAGCAAAAUGAAUGGUUAGAAAAAGCAAUCAAGUUUCAAAUAGUUGGUACUUAUGCUCAAACUGAAUUAGGUCAUGGUACGUUUCUUAGAGGAUUAGAAACUAUAGCGGAUUAUGAUUCUAAAACGGAGGAAUUUAUUUUAAAUUCACCAAAGUUAACUUCCUAUAAAUGGUGGCCAGGAGGAUUGGGGCAUACAGCUAAUUUUGCUAUUGUAAUGGCCCAAUUACAUAUAAAUGGCAAAGAAUAUGGUAUACAUCCUUUCAUAGUUCAACUCAGAGAUUUAGAAACCCAUAUGCCAUUAAAAGGAAUAGAAGUUGGAGAAAUUGGUAGUAAAUUAUAUAUGAAUGCGACAAACAAUGGAUAUUUAGGUCUUAAGAAUGUCAGAAUACCAAGAAAGAAUAUGCUAAUGCGAAAUGCACAAGUUUUACCUUGUGGCAAGUUUGAGAGGAAAUCUUCGUCUGUAUUAACCUAUGGUACUAUGCAAUUUGUUCGAGUAAUAAUUUUGCAAGAUAGCACAAAUAUUUUGGCAAGAGCUGUAACAAUAGCCACUAGAUAUUCAUGUGUCAGAAGGCAAAGUCCCAUAAAUACAAAUUCUCCCGAACCGAAGAUUAUGGAACAUGUAACACAGCAACUAAAAAUAUUUCCACAAAUAGCCAAAACUAUAAUUUUUAAAGUUACUGCCAAUUCUAUUUAUGAUUUGUUCAGUUCAGUAAGAGACGAAUUAAAUUCUGGAAAUUUAAAACGACUUCCUGAAUUACAUGCGUUAUCUUGUUGUAUGAAGGCAAUCUAUUCAUCUGAAACUGCUAAAGGGGUAGAAAUCCUUAGACUUGCUUGUGGAGGUCAUGGUUAUAUGAAUUCUUCAAAUUUUCCUAAUCUUUACGGAUUUGCAACAGCUGCUUGCACUUAUGAAGGUGAGAAUACGGUAAUGUAUUUGCAAACUGCUAGAUAUCUAAUAAAGUCAUGGCCUACAAUUUAUAUGAGAAGAAAAUUGGACUCAAUUAUUGCCUAUAUGGGGGUUUUUGUCAACAAUCCACCUAUUAAGUUGGAUGGUUCUGUUGCCAGCAUAAUAAGAGCUUUUCAGUGUACAACUACACAGAGAGUUCGCUUAGCCUAUACUCGUUUAAACAGGCGAAAGAAACUGGGGUCCACAACUGAGGAAGCAAAUAAUUUGAGUGGUAUAGAGCUUACUCAAAUUGCGGAGCUUUUUGGAAGAACUUAUAUCUUACAAACAUCUUAUCUUGCAAUACAAGAUAUUAUCAACUCAGUUUCUUCAGAACUAGGAAUUGUUUUUGAGCAAUUGAUGGAAUUAUAUGCUAUUACAGAGUUUUUAGCUUAUCUUGGAGACAUAAUGAGGUUUGUAUCGGUAAAUGGCAAACAAAUUGAUGACUUACACACAAGACUGGAAAAUUUAUUAAAAAAAAUUCGUCGAAAUGCCGUUGGUAUUGUUGACGGCUUUGACAUACAUGAUGGACUCUUGAAUUCAGCCCUUGGGGCAUAUGAUGGUAAUGUUUACGAAAGAAUAUUUAUGGAAGCAAAAAAGAGUCCGUUAAAUAAGGAACCAGUUAACAGAUCAUUUCAUCUUCAUUUAAAGCCAUUUUUAAAAUCUAAUCUUUAGUAUUGAUAUACUACAUAUUCAUAAAAAACAAAAAUAAUAAUAAAAAAAGGGAAGGAAACUCAAAUUACUUUACAUUACCUUGAGUCUCUUGCUAAUGAAUUUAUUGUUAGGUGGUGUUAGAAAUUUUUUAUACAUUUUUUAUAAAUAUAUUAUGUACAUAUUAUUCUAUAAUUUAUAUAUGUACAAAUUAUUAUUGUUAUGCAUUUAUCUAAUAUACACACAAAUA